This is a messenger RNA of Cygnus atratus (black swan), 900 nucleotides long. It is a transcript of the gene TMEM221, whose product is annotated as transmembrane protein 221. NCBI's taxonomy places the organism in Eukaryota, Metazoa, Chordata, Aves, Anseriformes, Anatidae. The transcript is spliced from 3 exons. The record is from RefSeq and is a predicted model, not a curated record. The coding region runs from base 1 to 900 and encodes 299 amino acids.
AUGCCCUCCUCCUACCCGCAGCGGGCCCUGACGGUGCUCCUGCUCUUCGGCACGCUGUCCGCUGCCAUGGCCCUGCUGGCCUCCAGCCUCAUCUUCCAGCUGCCGGCGGGGCGGCCGGGUCCCGGUCCCGGUCCCGGUCCCGGUCGAGGGGCGCUGCCGGAGCCGGCGGCCGCCGCGCUGCUGCCGGUCUCGGCCGUGCUGGCCGCGCUCUGCCUGGUGCUCAACGUGAGCUGCCUCCUGCUCUGCCUCCUCCACGGCUACUUCAGCACCGAGCUGUGCCGGGGGCAGCCCGGGCCCGACCGGGCAGACUGGUUCCUUCUGGACAGCCGGACAGUUCGCCACGCCGCCAUCGGCUUGUUCUGCUGUGGGGUCUCGGUCUACCUAACAGCUCUUGCCAUCUACAUGCUGCUGCUGUUCGAACUCGAGGCCGGUAUUGCCAGCGCCUGCAUCCUCUCCUCCGGCAUCAUCGUCCUGCUGGUCACGGUGACGCACGCCCUGGUGCGCGCUUCCCAGCUCUCCCGCCGCAGCCGCUCCGAGGUCUCUCACACCCUGUACGAGAACGACUCUGCCCAGCACAGCGAAGCCCCCGCCGGCGACCUCAACAACAAGAACGUGGCUGCGCCCCGGCCCGAAAUCCACCGAGAGUUUUCCUUCCCCCCUUUCCUGGAGCGCAAACCCCAGCUGGGAUCCCCGGCCAGCAGCAACCUCACCUCGUCGGGCAGCCCCGGGGCUCGCUCGGAGCAGGAGAGCUACAACCUGCCCCGCACGCACAGGACGCUGUCGGCAGAGUCGGCCCUGCUGCAGGCACAGGGCAAGCCCUGGAACGGCGUCACCCGCGAGAUGAGGAACGUGCUGGCGCGCAAACCUGGAACCUCGGGCAAGGACUCGACGCUGGUGUGA